This is a messenger RNA of Phytophthora nicotianae INRA-310, 5535 nucleotides long. RefSeq lists its product as hypothetical. Lineage: Eukaryota; Oomycota; Peronosporomycetes; Peronosporales; Peronosporaceae. The coding region runs from base 38 to 4417 and encodes 1459 amino acids. Gene Ontology annotation, molecular function: protein binding. The transcript is spliced from 2 exons. The record is from RefSeq and is a predicted model, not a curated record.
ACCUGAUCUGACAUUGUCGAUCGGCAUUCCGCACCCGAUGGCCGAGAUGGACGCGUCCAUCGAGACGCUGGCGAACAGCGCCAUCGCUGCCGGCUGCCUGCAGGCCGUCAUGAGCAUGGUGCAUCCGGAGCUGGUCAAGUUCGUGGCCUUCCAGAAGGAGCGCGUGGCUCGCAGCGACGCUGAGCGGCCCACACGGAACUCCGGACGAGUGACCAACACUCUCGACGUCUCCAAUCUGAGUCCUGAACAGCAAGCAGACCUGUCGUUCCAGCUCAAAUAUCUGCGGCAACACUGGCACAGUCACUUAAGGUACUACGGACUGGACCCGGAGCUGCCGGGCGUCGUGCAGCGUGCUCUCAUGUACCGGAACAAAGUGUCGCAUCAGAGCCACAUGACUCUGGACCAAUACGAGGCGGCCAUCGCCACAUUCCAGAGACUUGCAGACAUUAUCGAGUGUAACUCGACUAUCAGACAACAGAUUAAGGAGCUCGUGGCCAAGUUAUUGUCAUUUUCGCCUCUGGGCAAGAAGCAAGAGGCCCAAAAUGAGGGAACACAGGUAGAAAACCAGGAUAAAAGGCAAGAACAAGACAGCAAGAGCGGGGGGAGCGAAGUAUUGAUGCCGCCCGUAGCAUCGUUGGACCAGAUUCUACAGCAUGAGUAUCUUUAUGACGGGGACGAGAACGAGGAGCCUCUGUGGAUGGAGCUGAAGCUCAUUGGCAACGAUUAUUUUAAGGAGGGAGACUAUACUGAAGCUAUUGAGGCAUACUCGCAGGGUUUAGUAGUAGCGCCGAACCAGGCCGUGCUGUAUGGUAAUAGAGCGAGGUGUUAUUUGAGGCUGAAGAAGUUCAGCCGCGCCCGGGAAGACGCAGAGAACGCGUUGGAAGCGGAUAAUUACAAGAACAUCAAGUACUACAGGUUGCUGUCGGAAACGCUGAUGGGGAUGAAGGACUUUGACGAGGCCAAGGAGAUCUGCGACCAAGGACUGGAGCUGGAGCCUGGAGAUGUGGUGUUAAAGAGUAGAAAACGCACUGCCGAGACGAUGAUUAAAGAGGAGAAAGCUGCGUACGAGAAGGAGAAGAAACGAAUCGAAAUGGAGGAGAGAGCGAAGGUUGAGGCAGCCAAUGCAGCAGCUGCAGCGAAGGCUAUGGAGGAUGCGAUUACAGGCAAGAACAAGGCUAAGAAGAAGAAAAACACGGUUAAGAAUACCGCUCCGGAGAUGGAGUUGGUACCGAUGAUCAAUUAUCAGGAAGUUCCUGCGAAGUGGGUCGAGGUUCACACGCGCGGUUCUCGAAGACUGGAGAUGUACCAGCAAGGCAUGGAGAGUCUUGUUGUGGCAGCGAAAGCUCUACUUCAAGUCACUGAUAGCAUUGGGAUGCCUGGCAGGUCGAAGUUGCCCUUGGAGCAGUUGGUUAAAGAGGGUAUGACAAACCUCCGUAAGGCCGGAGAAGCUGGCGUUGCGGAGGCCUGGUUCCGUCUUGGUGUGCUCUACAGUAGCAGUGUACGCAAAGGAAUGCCGUUGACUGCGGACCCACACAGAAUGCUGGAAUGUUUCCACAAGGCAGCAUCGCUGCGUCCAUUCAUCAAACCGCCGGGAAAUCGCGUGUUCCCGCACCAAGGCGUGGCUGAAGCUGAAAACGAACUGGGCGUUUGCUAUCGCGACGGCAUCCCUGCUUCAGUCGUGGCAGCAGACCCGACGAAGUCUUUCCACUUCUUCUUGAGGUCAGCAGAGCACGACUUCCCUUUGGGUCAGUACAAUGUCGCCCUUGCAUACUCAGCCGGAAGAGGAACUGCGGCCAAUGCGUUUGCAGCGCGGAUGUGGACGUCACGCGCAGCACAGCACGGACUACCCGAAGCGCAGCAGUAUCUAGCCCAGUUGUUCGAAAAGGGAUACGGGGGGAGACGAGAUGAGACGCAAGCGCGGCAAUGGUCUCUUACUGCAAGUCAGAACCGACUCACAGACCUCUUGAUGAAACAUGAUUUCGCUGACGUGGGUGCCACUGCAUUUGGAGGCGGUGAAAUAGCAGACAAAUUUGCUAGUAAUCCUAAAGCUUCCCAGCGGGGGAAAGAAGUGUUUCAGCAGUUCUAUGACGCGUAUUUGGACGAGACGAGUAACGGAGAGAGCGCCUUUGACGCUGUUGACAGUGACGGAGGAGAGAUAAAGAUCACCAAGGUAAGCUCGUACACUCCUAAAGCCACGUCUUCCUCGGAUCACAUGGGCUGGAGUGGCAUUUAUAGACCGCCUUCGGCUGUCAUUGACUCUGAGAUUCAAGCUCGUGCGAAGAAUGGAGGCAUCACCGCGUGUAAAUAUUUAGAAUCUGGAAGGCUGGUUGGAAAUGCGAGUAAACUCCUUGCUUCUGGGGAAAUCAAAAGCGCUCUGCGGGACUUAAAGAAGGCGGAUUUACUCUGGGAACGACCGAAAGCUAUGUUUACGACCACUGCCGGGUCUGCUGACCUGCUGCCGAAGGUGCUGAAGGAAGCAGCCGUAAGUCUCCAGAUCAAUCCCAGAGAUAUCGAUGCGGCGUAUGUGAUCGGUAGGUGGGAGAUGAUGAGUGACCAAGACGUUAUUCUGCACUGGAAGCGAUGCGUGAAGCUGCAUCCGAAUGAAGCUUCUUUUCAUUUUUACUUGGGCGCGGCGUAUCUGACGCUCAAACGCUACAAUGACGCUAUGGACGCCAUGGAAGCAGCUUUAGCAAUCGAAAAGAAACCGGACUGGUUGUACUGGUUCGCUGCGCCGAUGAUCGGCUUGGGCAUGAUUGAUCCAGCGCUGGCUGUCUACAAAGAAUAUGUCGAUAAUAAUCCUCCUGACGAACGAUUUAUACCGGACGCGUACUAUUCAAUCGGUGCGUUGUACUUCAAGAAGUACAACAAUGCCAUGGCUACAGUCUACCAUGAACUGGGACAAAUGGCCGAGUCUGUCGCCAUCCGCUUUCCUGCUUUCUUCCCUCGAGUUCUGCACGAUACUGCCAAGGAAACACUUCGGUCUGGUAUGAAGAAGAAUGGGUACAUCGAGUCGUCAGUGAUUGCGAGUAUUAUGGCGCAGAAUAUGAUCGAGUGUGGAUUCUGUACGACCAAGAUCAAGCCGACUCAGUUGCUUGGCCACAAGUUAUCCAAGUGUCCGCGGCGGACUGUUUCGUGUCAGGAUUGCAACGAGGAAAUGGUGUUUGAUUUUCUGCAGCCUCACAGACAGUCACGACAUGCUAGCAGCACCAGGAACGGAAAGAAGAAGAAGAGCAAAAAGAAGAAGAAAUCCACGGCUGAGAAGAACACGGAGACUGCUGUAAGUACUUCUACUCCGAGUCUAAAAACAAGCGCUGAUCUACAGGAGCUGACAGCGCCGAAGUUUCACUUCGCGGGAGCCAUUGUUGACAUUACGAAAGCGAAGAACCACACGGUGUUGUCGCUGUGGACAGUAAUCAACCAGCGCUGGACUUUACGCGUGGAGCACACUACCUCACCGUUAAGUGCCGUGUUCGACGCUGCAAAAGCUAUCGAUGGAGCUGAAGCGGACAACUCGGUGCUGGUGUUUUGGCGUCGGCCACCGUCACUGGAGAUGAUCGAUCGACGAGCACUUGCCGUACCGAUGGAGGGCGACGUGUAUGGACAGGAUGUGGUCAUUUACGUGCUCAAGUGCUCAUCACAGGCGCUGGCCUUCGAGUUAUGUCAGUUGAGACACAACAAGUACAUGGAAAACGGGAUGCUUUGCGCAGCUUGUGGUGAUCCACCCUACUUCGGUGAGGGUCUGUCAGCUUGUGGCGCCUGUAAGGCGGUCAAGUACUGCUCGAGUGAUUGUCAGCGAGUUCAUUGGAAACGAGUUCACCGUCACAUGUGUAAACAGACUUCCUUACUGAGUUUCUGCACUAUGAUGACGGAGGACGUAACUCCAGAUGAGAGAGCUGGGAAGACAUCCACUGGACGUCUGAUGCAAGCGAAGAAGGACAAUCCUCCACCUAAUAUCAGCCAUGAAGAGGUCGUCUAUGUUGACGACACAGUGCAGAUUCUCGAGGGCAUUUUCGAGACUGCAAAGGCCAAAACUAUUGGCCCAGAGCUAGCCGAGUACUACAUGCUACCUCCUCGGGAUCCGUCACGCCCAAACAUCAUCGAAGGCAGCGUCCGUAUAUUUUCACGGUCAAAGGAAUUCUACGUGGAGUUCAGCAUUGGGUACUUGACGUCGACACCAAACGUACUGCAGCAGGAAGAGCUGCACUACUUUUUCCAGAUCCCACCGCACAAUCCGCUCAAGUUGAAGAGCGAUGGAAGCCAAGUGUUUUUAAGGGACAGCAAGGUAUACAUGGACGAUGAUUCCGCCAGAGGCUUCCGACUGGUGAUGGAGAUGUCGCUCGACACGUACUCGCUUCCAGCAAUCGCAGAGCUGCUCGACUACCUGCUUUCGAACACAAAUUUGUGUGCUGGAUCUUGAUCAAAAGUUGUUCUAUGGGUUGUAUUAGCUGGGCCAAUCCGUAUAUGUUGCACAAGCCAACUGAUUAGUUAGCACUGAUUAGUAUUUGCCGGCCUUAAAAGAGACCAAUCAGUGCUGACUAAUCAGUCAUUACGAAGAGACUGUCGCUUCGUUAAACUAUGGCAUUUAACAACUACUUGUCAAUUAAACCAUCCAGCGAAGGACAAGAGUAUCGAUCAUGCGUAUGACCAAAUUCGGGUUCGGGACUUUACUCGCGUUGGUCAUGUUGGUUGAAACUACUACAUGUAGCGAUGUCACGGUUACUGCUAACACGAACACAAAGGGAACGGCGCCAAGAACCGAUGCUAUGUCUGCUGACGAAGAAGAGCGGUGUGGAAGAUUAUCCCAGUGUGAGCCAAUGAUUGAGUUCAGGAGAUGGCUCAACAGUUUCUUUUUCUGAGCGUAGCGAUGACACUACGUCUCGUUGAUGGCGAUAAGAUCCUUAACUUGAUCACGACGGAGUUCAUAAUACAGGGGUUGCAUUAGACAUAUCACUAAUCGAGGAGGGAAACCCUGGCAUACCUGAUAGAACCUGUGAACAGCUCUUCGUACCAGGUAUAGCAGUAAAUCAGAUUUGAAAGUAGAGCAUCCAAGCUGCAGCCACGUGAAGCCGACAUCAUUGUUAAGGCGACGAUAUCGAUCCAGACAACUACAACAGACGCUCGAUAAAGAAGAAGGUCUUACUCGUGACAUCUACGACGUAGGUGAGUAUUUAACAAAGCGGUGGAUGAAAUCGUGCUGGCGCGGGCUGGGUCACGCCGAGGUCGGUGAUCUUGUGUUAAACUGCUUUCGACACACUAAGAUCGUGGCUGGGAUGACAUCAACCCGUCGGAAGGAGGAUGAGCUAGUGAGCAGAGAGAUUAUUGACUGCUCGAAUUGUCUUCAAGUUCGAGAUUCAAUUAUCAUUGACGACUUUGUUUGCAAUUCUGCUGAAGAAGAUGCUGUAAUGGAGUAGUUAUCGAGAGAAUAAUAAGCUAAGAGGUACUGCCUGCUGAGAACAAGAAGCCAACACUACUCAGAUAUCGGUAACAAGAUUCUUUCAGGCUCGAUAAAUGCUAUCAGAUUUACAGAAUUGGGGA